Pelodiscus sinensis (Chinese soft-shelled turtle) is the source of this 4191-nucleotide messenger RNA. Lineage: Eukaryota; Metazoa; Chordata; Testudines; Trionychidae. The record is from RefSeq and is a predicted model, not a curated record.
GAGGUUGCAUCCACACCCGGGGUUUCUACCCAAGGUUGUCUCGCACUUCCAUCUCUCCCAGGAUAUUUAUCUACUGUUUGUUUUUUUACCCCAAGCCACACGCCUCACCCAUGGAAUAGGCUUUGCACUGCCUGGAUGUUAGAAAGGUGUUGGCUUAUUACAUAGACAGGACGCGAGGGUUUCGUAAAUCACCUCAAUUGUUUAUUUCAGUGGCAGAAAGAAUGAAAGGGUUGCCAGUCUCGGCGCAGCGUAUAUCCUCGUGGAUUACUUCCUGCAUUCGGCUAUGCUACGAGGGUGCAGUGUUCCUAACAGAGAACAAAGCCAACUCUGUGUUAAAAAGAUAUCCAAGAGCCAAUGGAGUUUUGGAAGAGCUAAAGCAAGGGAGCAUAGAACGUGAGUGUGUAGAAGAAAAGUGUACCUAUGAGGAAGCAAGAGAAGCUUUUGAAAACGAUGAAAAGACAAGGGAGUUCUGGAAAGACUACACAAAUGGACUCCAUGGAGAAAGUAACACAGGAGAUAAUUGGUAUUCAUUUUACCUUGCAUUUCCAUUAAUCAUCGGCCUUUUUGUUAUCCUCAUUAUCAUCUUUCUUACAUGGAGAUGUCUGUUUAAAAAGAAAAUCCGUAGACAGUCUGUGUACAUGCAUAGGGGAGCCCGCGAAGCCGUUGGUGAUAGUGCUGUUGCUGAUGGUAGAAGUGCUCUUCCCCAGCCUCUCAGCAUUGUUCAUUCCCCACAGGAAGAAAUGUAUGAAGGCAGUGGGCUGUCUCCAGGAUAUUUGGGAUCUCCUGAUGGACGUUCAGACACAAUAUCAGCCAGGCUAUCAAAUGGUGACCCUCCUCCUUCAUAUGAAGAAGCCACUGCUGAAACCAGCAUAAGAAAUGAAACGGAACACCAUUUAGAUCCACCCCCACAGUAUGAAGACAUCAUAAAUUCCAGCUCAACUAGGGCCAUUGUAAUGCCUCCUGUUGUUACCAGUAUUAAGUAAAGCAGGAAGAAUAGCAGCAACUUUUAAAAAUUACUAAGAAGAGAACUUUGUAGCACUUUAAUGCAGCUUACUACCAUUUGUAUAAUUUAAUGGACUCAUACUGUAUAUUAUUUCCCUGCUCCCUCUGUGUGUGCAUGUUCCCAUGUCAAUUUUAAAGGUGGGGAAUCCAUACUGAGCAUGGAGCAGAUAAAAAUGCAAUUGUCCGUGCAUACCUGUCAAAUGUCCCUCCAUUUUGAGGGUUGCAAUUCAUUUUAGCCUGAAUAUUGCCUGUGUUCCACACUAAUCUGUCGUCACUUCCCUUUUAGUGUGGAAAAUUAUUUACUUUAGAAUCAAACACUGGUGAUGGAACGUUAUUUAAACCAAAGGGUCAUGGCCUACGUAAUUUUAAGUUUCUUACAUGAAUAUUUUCGUCUUUCAUUCUGGCUCUGUCACACAUUUUAUCCUACCCUUGGGCCUUGGAAGACAGAGAAAAUAUUUAUGUGUGUGAACAAUAUAGCCUAUUCACUUAACUUAAAUAGGAUAUUUAUGGGGUUGCAAUAGGAUAUUUACAGGGUUGCAAUAAGUGAGAUUAAAAGUUUGGAACACAUCAGCUGUACUUAUGCAGAAGGCAGUAUAAGACACUGCUCCUUGCUGCAGCCAACCUAUUACAGGGAAGGAGUUCUGGGGCUUGCCCAGAUGUGGCCACCCUUUCCUCCUAAAUGCACCCCAUGCAGGGAAGCGGCUGGGGGUGAUUCUCUUCCUUCCCACUCCUGGAAGGUAUUUUCCUCCCUUCCCUCCAGUCCUGCAUGCUUCCUUAACCACUCUGCCAAAGGCGAGCCAGCCUACUCAGGAAAGGGGGGAGGGGAAGGGGAGGAGCUGGCCCUGUGGUGGUUUCCCCUUAGUUCCAAAAGGUGCCCCAUGCAGGGAAGGGGAUCAGGGGCUUCCCUUCCCUCCCCCUCUGGGAAUGGAUCCCUUCCCUCCCUCCCCUCUCCUCUCAUUCUGCUCCUGGCAAAAGCAGUUUUGCUGUCCGCUUCCUGAGCCUGGGAAGAACCUGGCUGACAUGCCACAGGGCUCCAGCAUGUGGAGCUUCUCCCUCAGGCCAGAUCUCCUGUGCGGCCUCUCCCAUAUGCAGGAGAGGAACCGGAAGUAUCUGGCCAAGCAGCAGGGGAGGCUGGGGAAGUUUAAGUGGCCCCAAGGACACCCCACCUCCUCCCCUGCCACACACGGCAGGGGAAAAAUGUCCCUGCCGGCCUUCUGUCCCAGAAACAGAAAAUACUGGACAUUUUGCAUGUACGGUAUUUUCUGGGUUUUUUUAAACCAGACAGAUACAAUUACCGGACUGUCUGGGUGAAAACCAGACACCUGGCAACCCUAGACCUGACUGGUCCCAAAUGAGGGAGUUUGCCAAUCCAGGAAUGGUUAAUUCUGGCCUCUCUGCUGGCAGCUUCCUAUCUUUCCCCAGGGGCUCCCCUCACAGCUGCUGGACCUGGCCACUGAGCUCCGCUGCCAGUGCUGGCCGGGCUCCCAGCUAUUGCACUGGCUUUGCUCCCAGACCCUUGGCUGAGCUCCUGCUCUGUUCCUGGCCCCUCCAACCAGCUUAUGGGCUGAUUGGGGGGCAGCCAUCAGCCAAACUCCUGCUCUGAUCCUGCCUUUCCCCUCCCUCCAAGCUGCAGGACUGGCUCUGUUCCUGGUCCCUUGACCCGAAUCCUGCUUUGGUCCUGCCCAGCCCCUCCCCCCUUCAGGCCGCUGGCCCUUUGCCCAUAGGACCGAUUCUGCUCCCAACCCUGUAGCUGGGCUCUGAGCCACGGCCCACGAGACCAGCUCUGCUCCUGAUGGGCUGCCAGCCACCACUCCCAACUGCCCCCCUUCCUAGGCACUGAGGCUCUUUGGUCCAACAACAUCAGUGUGUCCCAGACCAGGCAGGUGCAUCCUGGAGACAGACAGCUCCAGAGAUAAUUCUUUGCACUGCACUAGAGUUAAAGCACUCCCUCUGGCUACACAGUACCAAGUCUAUGUGCCGCAUCACUGACAAAAUCACCUGGGGGAGGAGUGGACAUAGUUUACUCUUCAUGCCAACACAAAUAGUGGUCUCUUCUGAGCCUGCCAACAGGCUGCCAAUUGCCAUGGUGUCUUUUUUUAAUUACUGUUUAUGUGGAUUUCUUUCACCUAGGAAAUGUGUGCGGCUCAGUCAUUUCACAUACAGGCCAUUACAUGGUUGUCAAAUAAUUUCUGGUCAUGUCCAGUCUGCCCUGGAUUCGUGCCAAUGACUGAAAGUUGUAAUGCUCAAUAUUCCACUACCAGUCUCUUGAACCAACUCAACCCCUGUUUUAAAUUGUGUUCCUCAAUUAAAAUGUGUUGCUACAGUGUGCAGAUACUAUUUGCAAUAAAGAAAUAAUGCUUGUUUUUUUUAAAUAGAAAGAUCAAAUAUUCAUGCUAAUCCAUUAUAACUUGCAGAACUAUGCUGUUCUUCGAAGACUCUACACAAGCACAAUUUUAAAUUCACUGGCCAAAAGUCUGCAAACUUGGUUUACAUGGCUAAACAAAAGCCUUUGCUUAAAACCCUUAUUAAAAAUAGUCUUUCCUCUACUAAGACAAUAAGUGCUCUUUCUCAUAUGCUGGAAUGAUUCCAAAUUACAAAAAAUAUUUUUUUAGCUUUAAAAGUUUUAAGGGUUCUAUUAAAUGUAACAAGUUAAAGAACUUAUGCUUGGCCUUUCUGAUCUUAUUAAAAUGACAUUUUGUCUUGUGGUUUAUAUAAAGCUUUAUUUUUUCAAAAUAUAGCUUCUACAUUUUCUUCUAUUGUAAUUGCAUUGACCCGCAAUAAAUGUGACAGUAAGAUUUACAGCCUUACCUCUCUGAAUCUUUUACUAGUAAGAACAUGUCUUGAUUGACUACCAGAAAAUUCAGGGUGUUGCACUCCCUUGCUUUGAAUGUAACACGGAGAGGUGAAUCUUGUACGGAACUAAAAUUGUUUACUAAUGACCAACAUGGAGAUGGGUGACUUUUUAAAUAAAUUAUGGAAAUCAGAUUAGUUUAAUUUUGGACACCUGUGGGGCGGUAGUUCCAUCUUCUCUGUGUGUAAAUAGCCUAUUUGAUUGCAGUAUUAAAUCUUUUUUUAAGAUCUGGUUUACAUUAAAUUAUGGUAUUUAAAUAUUUUGCUUGUUUAUAGAAUUUUUUUUAAUGUUUGGGUUUUGGCAUGCUAAAUAAAGCUAUUGAAAUUUUCCAAUGUCUC